Molecule: messenger RNA, 1994 nt
Organism: Paramecium pentaurelia
Lineage: Eukaryota; Ciliophora; Oligohymenophorea; Peniculida; Parameciidae
Source: the annotation of a GenBank genome assembly
AUGAGUUCCUACAUUCAAUCCUAAUUUAAUAUUUCAGAUAAAUAAUUGUUUGAUUUUACAAAGCCUUAGCCAAACUCAGAUUCAGAUGAAGAUGAAUUAAAUCAAUCAUUACUAUUAAUGAAUAAUAAAGAUUAUAAAAAAUAAAAGAAACUUAUUGAUAUUGAAUCCAUAAAAUCAGAACUAAAUAAGUUACCACCUUUCACUAUUGAUCAUUAGCAAAAAAAAUAUAGUAAAAAAUUUCAGAAAGCAAGUUUAAGAACUUUAUCGAAUACAUUCAUUCCAACUUCACCAAUUUUAAUUGAACAACUUGGAUAAGUAAAAUCAAUAAAAUUUAUGAAAGAAUAAAUUCCACCUGAAAUUAUGCAUAAAGUAUAUACUUAAUUAAGGUAUUACUUAUAUAUUAGAUUUUAGAUAUUAAUACAUUCCAGCAUUUAAUAUAGUAUAUAGAUAGGGAGACCAAAAUAAAUACUUUUAUAUUAUUCUAGAUGGAAGAUGUGUAGUUUUAAAACCUAAAGAAAAAAUGGUUGGAAUUAAUAGUAUAGAGAUUGAAUUAGAUUAAGAAAAUAAAUCAACCAUUGAUCCUUAUGGUUUAAAGAGUUUAUUUCCUGAGUAUAUGAUAAUGAAAAUGCUAUUUUCUGGAGAGUAUGAUUUUUAAAUAGAAAAUUGUUAGUUCUUUUGGUGAGGUUGCUAUAAAAUUGGAAAGUUCAAGGGCUUCAACAGUUUUUGCAGUUGAAAAUACUCAUCUUUUAUAUAUGACUGAAGCAGCAUAUGUUUAAUUAUUGGAUCCUUAUUUAAGUGAAGCAUUAGAAGAAAAAAUAUAAUAUUUUAAAAGAAAUACACUAUUCACAUCAGCUGAUUCAGACUUGAAUGAAAUAAUGGGAAUUUUACUAGAAUGUAGAAAAAUAUCAUAUAAAUCUGGAGAAAUCAUAUAUCAAGAAGGAAAUAAAUCUAAUUCCUUAUUUUUUAUCAUUAAUGGAGAAGUUUAACUUUCCAAAACGAUUGGAGACAGGAAUCUAGUAUUAUCUUCUUAUGGAGAACAUUAAUAAUUUGGAGAAGUGGAAAUUUUGAAUAAAAUCACAAGAUUUACUACUGCUAGAGCUAUAUCACCUAGAUUAAUUGUUUAUAAAAUAAGAAAAAAUAAAUUUUUUAAUAAUCUAGGCAACUUUGUUGUUUAUGAUAAUAUGAAGAAAUAAUCUAAAUUAAUUCUUUAACAUUGGAAUAUAAUUUAUAAAUCUGCUAUUGCAUAAAUGAAUGAUCAAAAUAAUGUAAAAGCUGUAUAUCAAUAUAGGUUUAUUUGCAUAUUGAUAAAAAGAAAACUUAAGAAAAAAGAAAGAAGUAUCACUCAUCUAACCAUAGCAUGAGUUAAGUUUAAGUAUAUCAAAAUAUGACAGAAUCAGGUAUAAUAAAUGAUGAUUCUUGUGAACUACUCACAGAAGAUAAGGGAUAAAGAGUUUUUAGUAAUGCACUUCAAUAAUAUUAGUAAAAAUUAAAGAAAUUUGGAAAUCAAAAUCUUGAAUCCUAAACAAAAUAAGUUAGAGAACUGUAUUAAAAUACUUAAAUUAUUAAGUACUUAUAAUGAUGAGAGACUAGUUCCUAAAUUAAGAUAGAGGAAGUUGGAAAAAUUCUCUUUUCAUGCUAAAUUGCCUAGCAUAAGUCCUAAUAAAAUUCUCCCUUAGAUGAAUUUAGAUUAGAUUCUAGAUUCAAUAACAAGAUUGCCAAAAGUACCAUAGGAUAAUUUAAUACUUUCUUUAAUGUAUCAGGAAGCGUAUAAAUCUAAUAACCCUGAUAAAAAGGCUAGAUAAGUCCAAUAACUUAUAUAAGCUUCAUUCAAAAAAGUCAGAAAAUAUUAAACCUCUAAAGAACCAAUAUUAAACUAAGCAAGAUUCAAAUCUACUGAUUCUUUAUUGAAGAAUCUUAAAAUUAAUGACAGUUUAGAAGAAAAGAAAGAGAAAAUAGAUUAUCUAAAUUUCGUUUAGCCAAAAAAAAUAUUUUGA